This is a messenger RNA of Prunus armeniaca (apricot), 183 nucleotides long. The record is from the annotation of a GenBank genome assembly. Lineage: Eukaryota; Viridiplantae; Streptophyta; Magnoliopsida; Rosales; Rosaceae.
AUGGAUCGGUUGGUGGAUGAGCAAUUUCGUUGGGAGGAUAGGCUGGCGGGGCUCAACCCUUCGGUUGAGAUCAAUUUCGAUACGAGCGGCAAGCCACCUUCACCUAGCCCCACUACCAAUGCCACUACCGUUGCGCCAGAGUCAGAGCCGACCAUCGCGGAUGCCCAUUCUACUGAGUCCUAA